ACCUAGACAGUGUACUUUAGUACAGAUGCAACUCUCGGGAGAGAGUGUAUACCCAUUCGUUUUGCUUCUUAUCAAAUUGUACAUUGGAGAGGAAUUAUAACAUCAUAUUUAUAUAAUUUAAAAACAUGAAAUUAUAAAGUGUUGCUGUGCAGUCUAUGGAACACAUUUUUCGAAGAAAGCUAUUCUAAAGUUAUGGCGCAAUAUUAAGUUAAAUAAUUGUUUCUAUAUUGGUACACACGAUGUCGGCGACUGCACUAAGGAACAUGCUGCAUGUGAAAAUGUUGUGAAAUGCAUAGAGAAAUAUAAUACACAGGGCAGUGCAAUGUCAGAUGACUCAUAAGUCAUAAGAGAGUCGAUCACGUCAUAGUACGUUUACUGCACACUUGUAUGGUCUGCCGACUCCCGAAUCCCGACACGCACCGAAGCCAACUGCUAUGUCCGGGGAUAUACAGCUGCUGGUCCAAGGCUUAAAGGAACUGCAAGCUGCUAAGUACGACACUCGGGCGGACAUUCUAGCGAGCUGCUACCGAACCGCCCGAGUUCUAGAUCUCAUAUACGAUUUGGGCACAGAGAAAACUGAAAUAUCAAACGAAAACAAAGCUAUCAUAGGCCCGCUGCUCGAAAACUCGAUAAAGUCGAUCGAAAUCGAGAUAAAAAGUACUGCCCUAAAGUACAGGAGAAGAUUGGACACGGAAGCUCUGAGAAAACGGUCCGCGCUACAGUUUUUGAUCGACGAUUUUGGCGAUUUCUCAACGAAAACUCAGGGAAAGAAAUUCUCCGAGUAUUUCUCGGAUAUUAAUGAGCUAAUUGAGAUCCUAGACGAUUUGAUCUCCAAGUGGAAAGGCCGUGAGGAUCCUGACGAUCCGUCGUCUGAUCGCGACGAAGCAGAUAGUUUGCCGAACUCACAUACGUGGUGGAAAGACUAGCUUCAAACUUAAAGUAAAUAAGAAUAAAAAUAAUUGCACAACAUAAAAUAUCUCCUUGUGCGCAUUUUAAACACUUACAUUUAAAGAAAACCUAAAGCAUGGGUGUAGAUCCAGUAACGGGUAUAGUAAGUUUAACGAUUCUAACUGGUGUCGCUCUCGCUCUUUACAUUGAAGAGUGCGAGAGAGAAGAGGAACGAAGGAGACAACAAGAAGAGGAUAGAAGAAGAUGGCGGAAAGAAGAAGAGAAGAGGGAAAGGAAAGCAAGAACCGAAAGGUUGAGGGAGGAACGAGAAAGAAAAAAAAUGGAGAGGGAGGAACGAGAAAGAGAAAAAAUGGAGAUGGUGGAACGAGAAAGAAGAUAUAGAAUGGAAAGAGAGGAACGUAGAAGAAUGCAGGAAGAAGCUGAGGAACGAAGGCGGAAUGCUUCAUAUUUAUGUGGGUACGAUCCUUUUCAAACGUCAGAAGAAUAUCGUAGAUCACAGCCAUUCCAUACAACCAACCAGAGAGAAUAUUCUUUCAACUCGUAUAGUUAUGUGUAUGAUAAUGAAGCGAAAAAUGAAGAUUGCGCUUGUUGGUCUUGCAUACUACGCAGAGAUGGAAAGCCACCCGGAGCUGCAGACUUUUAUGAAACAUUUUCGUCUGAGUUUGACCCUUUUCAAACGUCAGAAGAACACUAUAGAUCAGAGCCAUUCCAUUCAUCCUAUAGGUAUGAUAAUGUAGCGGAAAAUAGAAAUUGCGAUUGUUGGUCUUACACAGGUGGAAGCCCACCUAGAGCGGUUAGCCCAUCUAGAGCCGUCAGUCUAUAUGACCCAUUUUCGUCUACAAAGGGAUCGGUAACUUUGACUAUUACACAAACACAGACUGCGCCCAAUAAAAACCAGAAUGAAGGGUCUAGUAACAAGCCCACUUCCAGCAGUAGUCAAAAUGCUACAUCCUCUAAAAGCACUUCUAAACAGAACACAAAUGCACCAAAAAAUCUAAGUUCCGGAUCUGAUCAACCACAGCGAAAUAACAAUAACAACAACAACAAUAAUAAUAACAGCGAUAAAAAAGAUACCGUUCAGGAACUUAAUGAUUUUAUGGAGAUAUUAAAAGCUAUUUUAGAUCGCUGCAAGGUUUCAAAAGAAUUACGUGAGAAAAUAUUGGCUUUUUUCAAUAAAUUUGAAAAACACGAGGAAAAUUUUUUGAGGCUGCUCGAGGAUUUCAGAAUUCAAAACAUCGCUAUAGAAGAUAUCGUUUCGAUCGUGGUUAGACUGUUCCAGUCGGACUACUUUGCGGAAGAUGUCGCUUAUCCAAACUUUUUAGCUCUGAUGGAAAUCGUCGCUAAGUACAUAAAAGACGAGCUCAUAAUCGAAAUGGUCGAAGACAGCAGAAGAGGAAGUAAGAAGUCCCACGAACAGCAGCGCGAGGAGUGCAUGAAGAAAGUUUUACAGCGCGAAAAUAUUUUGAGCGAGAUCACGGCUCUGUUUGAAGAAGUACGAAAAGAGAUCGCCGAAGACAACGAUAGAAAACCUCUGAACCCAGAUUUCUCUGGAAUUUUUGGGAAAGUGUAUCACUACAUUAAACAUAAAGUUGUCAGGGGUAAGGAAUGGACUGUAACAGAAUACUUCGAUUGGGUUCGCAAGGUCCUAGUCUUACUGAAGAACCUGACUCCCGAGUACGGAGAAUUAUGCAACGUCAAUCAUGCCAGACGGCAGAUCAUGUUUGAGAUGUAUUCAACUGCGUAUGGGGGGUAUUUUCGCAUCGUGGUGAGGGCCUACGGUCCUGUAAUUCAAAUCUGCACUUUCUUCCUAAGAGAGAAACGCGACAAAAAGGCUAAGGAUGGCGACAAAUACGUGGAUGGAAAGAAAAAAUCAUAAAGUGUAAAGCUGUAUCAAAUGUUUGCCUGUUUUUUCAGAGCGAAGGUCAUCGCAUGUUACACCAAUCGAUUCGAAACCAAAUACAAGAUCAGAUACAAGAUUUUAGUUGUUGCAUUUAAGUUGUAUAGCAGUGAAAACUUGACUUUAACUCUCGGUUGGUCCCUUGACUUUAACCCUUGAUUUGACUUUAACAUUAGCUUCGGUUAAAGUAACACCAUCGGUCACCUGGGGUCUUUGAAAGCCUGAACAGUAAAUGAAAUCACAUAAUUAGUGAAUUAAAUAAGUAACUAAAUUACAAGUAAAAUUGAUAUAUUUCUUAA
This is a messenger RNA of Aricia agestis (brown argus), 3105 nucleotides long. RefSeq names its product J domain-containing protein DDB_G0295729-like. The coding region runs from base 1025 to 2785 and encodes 586 amino acids. Lineage: Eukaryota; Metazoa; Arthropoda; Insecta; Lepidoptera; Lycaenidae. The record is from RefSeq and is a predicted model, not a curated record. The transcript has 3 exons.